Trachemys scripta elegans is the source of this 3467-nucleotide messenger RNA. It is a transcript of the gene USP18, whose product is annotated as ubiquitin specific peptidase 18. Gene Ontology annotation, cellular component: cytosol; nucleus. The record is from RefSeq and is a predicted model, not a curated record. NCBI's taxonomy places the organism in Eukaryota, Metazoa, Chordata, Testudines, Emydidae. Bases 247 to 1377 code for a protein of 376 amino acids. The transcript is spliced from 12 exons. Gene Ontology annotation, biological process: protein deubiquitination. Gene Ontology annotation, molecular function: cysteine-type endopeptidase activity; cysteine-type deubiquitinase activity.
GAGGCUGCAGGGGAGGACAUUUCACAGGCAGAUAAGGGGAGACUCCCGUUGAGAUCGGAGCUCUGUCUAGCUCAGGGAACCGAAGAGAAGCAGAAAGCAGUCCACCGGGCUCUUCGUUCUCCCCAAAGCUGCAAUGAGACACAGAAAAGUUAAAUGACUUGUCCAAGAUUACAGCCAGUCACCGACAACUGUGUCUCUCUAGGUCCUUUUGUAUUACUGUAGUCCUUGUGUUGCAUUGUGCUGUUGAUGGGCCAGGGAAUUGGCUGCCCAGAAAAAAGCAGAAAGUCAGAGCCCGCUCUAAAUCAGAGCAUGAAGAAGGCGGAAGAUGGAGAAGAGGGCAGAGAGGAAGCUGUGGAGAGAGGUGACAAACAGCUAAGAGCUCUCGGUGGUGUGGCAGACUUAAACAAUGGAGCCAUUGGGCUGUACAAUAUGGGACUGAGCUGCUGCCUGAAUUCUCUGCUUCAGGUGUUCCUCAUGAACACACACUUCACCGUGAUACUACGAAGGAUCAGAGUGCCGACAGUACCUAUAGAACAAAAGAAGAGUGUCCCAUACCAAAUGCUCUUGCUGUUGGAACAGAUGCAGCGUAGCAAACGGAGAGCUGUGUAUCCCCAGGAACUUGUCAGCUGUCUCACUUGGCACAAUCUGAAAUUGUUUGUCCAGUAUGAUGCUGCUCAACUCUUCCUGAGCCUCUGGAACCUAAUUAAGAGUCAGAUCACAGACGGGCAGCUGGCUGACAGGUUGACCACGCUGUACACUAUCUGGGUGCAGGAGUAUCUGGUUUGUCAGAAGUGCUCCUUUGAAACAAGGAGGGACAGCAACAUGUUAAGCCUCCCACUCCCAAUGUUUAAUUCCUGUUCUCAGCGACUGAAGACACUGGAGGAUUCCCUGCGUUGCUUUUUCCAGCCUGAGCAGCUGACUGACAACAACAUGUGUCUCUGUGAACAGUGUGAAAGGAAAACACCAUGUCUGCAAGGCAUGAGGCUAACAUGUCUGCCACACACCCUUACCCUUCACCUAAAGCGCUUCUACUACAAGAAAUCUUCCUGGACUCAGAAGAUCAGCUACUCUCUACCUUUUCCACAAAGCCUUGAUUUCAACCAGAUCCUGACACAAGAGCAAUGUCACCCAGAUGCCAAAGAGAAGGCAGAUUGGCAGUAUGAGCUCUUUGGGGUUGUUGCUCAUUCGGGAUUAGCCAGCUUUGGUCACUAUUGUGCCUACAUUCGGAGUCUCACAGAAGGCAAAUGGUAUUGCUUCAAUGAUUCCAGUGUCUGUCAGGUAUCGUGGGAUGAUGUCAAAUGUACCUAUGGAAAUUCACAUACCCACUGGAGUGAAACUGCCUAUCUCCUGGUUUACAUGAGAAAGAAUCCCCAGUAGCCUCAUCCAGGCCUGCUUCAGGGACCUGGGGGCUGUACGCAGGCCCCACCCUAUUUAUGGAAUCUGACAACCCUGUUCCAAGAAGAAUAUCUACAAAUUCAUCAGUACAGCAGAGUGGGAGACCUGAACUCAGUUCAGCAGUGACACGUCACUGUGUAUAGUGUGAGUAUGGGGGAAUGGAAAGGUUCUGUGGGGGCCCGUGACCACUCCCUGUGUUGUCUCAGCCUCCACCUCCUGGAACUUGAUAUGUAUCAGACAACAGAGAAGAGCAACCACUUCCUCCUCCUGCUCUCUGUCCUGUGCUGCCCACAGAGCUUGCAGGCAUCCUCCCUGCCUGAACAAUCCUCAUUCAAGUGUUCAAAUCAAGACCAACAAAAGGAGCGACACAGUUGGGAUGCACAAUCCCCCAUGCGCCAUCAGGGUGGGUGGUGCCAGGGUGGGAUGGUGGUUGGGGCUGGAUCACCUCAGUUAACAAGAAGUUGGAGAAUUAUCAGUCACUUUUUGUUGGGGUGGUGGGGAGUAAAUGACACCCCCAAAUUGCCUUCCCCUUGAUAUGCACAUUGGAGGCUGCUGCUGUUUCAAUGCACCCCCAGUAGCAGCAAGCUGCGGUUGCAGAUGCAUUGAAACAGCAGCAACAGGGUCUGCUCCCACUGUCCCCCCACAGCCUGCUCCCUUCACUCACCCCUGGGGUUCUCGGGCUGGAUGGGGCUCCAGGGUGGGGCUUCCUCUUGAAGAUGCCCCCGUGACUCACCCCUGGGGGUGGUCUACAAAGCAGGCAGCAGGAAGUACUGGGGCUCCAGCAGCAGGGAAGGAGAAGCAGCCCCAUGUAGCGAGGCGGGUGUGUGUGGGUGGGAAGGGGAGAGCUCAGCCAGACGCCCUGAUGCAUCCUCCCUUUCCGCACUGCACAGACACACAGCCAGGGGGAGCCGCUGCCUCUCACUACUGGGUGUCCCAGUGAAAGGGGGUCUGAGAAAUCUGGGGGGCUGUGUGCUGCCCUCCCCCAAGCAGUGCCUCUGUUUCCCCCCCACCCCCCGCCCAGAUUGCCAUGGUUUUUUUCUGGUGGCUGCUGCACAGAAAUUGUCAUUCUCACUCAUGCCUGCUGCUGCCAAUGACUCUGCUCUGCAGACUGCCUCUCAACCACGCUUCCUACUGCCUUCUAGGCUGUGCAAGAGGGAGUGGGUCUAUGAAGAAAAUCAUCUUAAUCAGCAGAAAAAAAUCUUUAUACUGUGCCACAUAUUCAUGACCUCCUUGUGCCAUUGAUUCAGCUUGCACAUUGGCUCCAACUUCAGUGUCAUGCAGCUGGAGGGAGGACUUGGGAAUUAGGAAGGAAGAGGAUUGGACAUCAAUGACAAGUAAAAAUCAGAAGUACACAUAUUUAUAAAGUCUCAUCAUCAGGUACACUAGGUUUCACAUUUUCUCAGUAGGGAAAGUUAUAAUUUUUUAUUAGGACCACAUUUUACAGUGCCUAUGUGCAGCUAGUCCUGGGAAAGAGACAGUAACAUUGGGCGGUGCUGAAGAGAGUGCUUUCUGUACCUAGACUAGAUCAUCCUGGAAUAUCUGCUCUGGCAUCCACUUCAUAUCUGAUAAUAAGGAGUGUAGUACCAACUUAAUAAUGACAGAAGCUGUAUGUGUUCUGUCUUUAUUGUUAUCAUGAAGAAAUUCCCAAGAUAAUGCCUAUAAGUGAUAGAUUUUUUUUAUGUAGAUUUUAAAUGGGCUUUUGGGAGGGGGAGAGGGAAAAGGGAGGUGAAAGAGCUAGAGUGUAACUGAGAGACUGAUUAUAGUUAAUUAGCAGGUAAUUACACCAUUGUUUGGACAAUCUAUUUUAUUCUGUUCUGCCACAUUUUAUUUGAAACUUAUAUUAAUAGCUUUAAUUUAUUGCAGAAGUUGUAUUGGUUGGCUCAGUAUAAACUAAAAUAUAUAAAUACAGGGCAACCUAUUUUGGUGCUUGAUAUCUCUCAAACGUUAUACUGAGAAGCAUUUGAUCAUAUAUAUUAAGUAUCUGUUCAGUCAAUUAUCAUGCAAAAGAUCAUAAACUGUGACACAAACAUAUAAUUUUUAUAUUAUUAUGAAUAAAACAUUGUGUGUCAGUG